Dreissena polymorpha is the source of this 3032-nucleotide messenger RNA. RefSeq lists its product as uncharacterized. Gene Ontology annotation, molecular function: DNA-binding transcription factor activity, RNA polymerase II-specific; RNA polymerase II cis-regulatory region sequence-specific DNA binding. NCBI's taxonomy places the organism in Eukaryota, Metazoa, Mollusca, Bivalvia, Myida, Dreissenidae. Bases 158 to 2917 code for a protein of 919 amino acids. The record is from RefSeq and is a predicted model, not a curated record. Gene Ontology annotation, biological process: regulation of transcription by RNA polymerase II. The transcript has 6 exons. Gene Ontology annotation, cellular component: nucleus.
UUAACCUACGCUAUUAACAAAUAUAUGCGUUGUCCUAUGGUCGCUCAAACAGUCAUGAAAGUGUUAUGGUGUACUUGAAUUUGUCCAACGAGUUAAAGUUAGCUUUACACAGCGAGCCUUGCAGUGAGCAACACAUCCUUAGCAUCAUGAAAGCACCAUGUAUAACUCCCAUAAGGCAGGAGGCAUGCUUGUUGGCCAGCAUUCUGUUCCUUAUGUUGAUGUCUUAAAGAGUGUCCUAAAAAGUCAGAUUGAGCAUUUGAUACGUCAGCUGGAAACAGAGGCAGGUGAGGAGUCUCUGGUUCUCACCGCCAGCCUGAAGGAGGGCACACUGAGCACACUGGGCUCCAACAAAGGGCUGCACUUCCUCAGUGCACGUGAUGAUCUGAAACUCAACUUCUUCUCAUAUUGUUCACAGGACCUAUCCAUGCCAGGUUGUGGUCAUUUUCAAGGCCGUCCGUUAACCAACCAUCCGCCCAUUGUCCCAGGACAAGCCACAGAUGCGGCAGAGAUAGGGGCAGUGCCACACCAUGCCUCCAAUGCAGUGACAGGGAAUUUGAAUGUCCAACAGGCAAACAAGGAAGAGAAGAGUUUGAAGAGAAAACUGGCUGAUGGGACAAUCACUCAUAAUGGUUAUGAGGAUCACAGUGAAUCAGGCAAGACAUACACAGAGUUGCAAAACGUGAAAGCUCUAAGGUUGGAUUCAGGAAACGAUGGUCACCAUCUGUCAGAGCUCAGAGAAGGUGAAAAGCAAUGUACCGGUUUACAAGGUACAGGCUCCAUUCUAGAAAGUAUUCUCUCCGUAGGGGCUGUUGGUUUGUCGAGCAAUCUUGCGUGUUUGUCUGGGAAUUUAUCUGGUAUCAGUACCUACAAUUCUGUUGACACAUGUGGGACUUCCAGCCUUAUGUCAAGUCUACAGACGUCACCACUUUGUUCAGCACCUUUCUACCAGUCAGAUUUGUCUAGUGGACAAUUAGAUGGUCAUCAUAUUGUAGGUAAACCAUAUCAGCCAAAUUUUGGGUCUGUGACAGGUGACAAGCAGUUAGGCGCAGUUACACAUUUUUCACAAGUUGUUCCUCAAGUCAGCUAUGUGAAUACAAUGGAAAGCAACCAAAUGGAUAUGCCUGAUGUGAGGCUUAUAUCGGUCCAUAGCACACAUAUGAGUGCCAUGGAUGAUCAGAAUAUUAAACGGCGGACUCACAGAUUGGAUUUACCAGACAGCUUAAAAACUAAUCAGUCUGGUCAAUAUAUCAAUGGGAUACAUGUGCCUACAACCUCGUUGAAAUCCAUGAAAUCUGACAGUCCUGUAAAUACAACUGGGGUACAAAUGAAUGGUCUGAGUGUAACGAAAUCCAAUGAACAAUUCAAUAAUAACCCAAUUCAAAGAGAUAAUGCAGGCUUUACUGCUUUGAAUAACAACAAUAAUACAUCAAUAAAUGACUUGAGUCCUGGUGAAAUAGUGAUAACUAAUUCAUCGAAUCCAGGUGAAAUCAUAGUUAAAAGGUCAACAAAAGGUGCUUUUUCAUUGUUGUCCAUGCCUUUAGUUUUUGAAUCUCAGGAACUGACUAACAAUUCCCAGUAUAGCAAAACUAUAAUUGUUCAGCCCCUGGAUGAAUCUCCGGCAAAUGGGAAACCCAUUAAAACUAAUGGAAACGUUACAGACUCUAAGGAAAAAGACAAACCAAGAAAAACAUUGUCCAGUAAAAUAAAAGAAAUUACAGAGAGAAUUAAAAAGGAUGAAGAAACAACUAAACUUCACACUAUUCAUCAAAACGAAAUUGAAGAAUUAAAAAAGAAACUUGGUCAGAAACGAUUGAAAAAUGAAGACAUGCCCAAACAAACCUUAAGUAACCCAACUGUUACAGAACCCCAUCUACAAACUACAAAAGUCUCUCACAACAUAAACCACCAUGAACCAACCAUGCAACCAAGUGAUUUGAUAUUUAAUAAAGGUAACCAUCAACAGGAAACCACAAUUGUUGGUAACCAAGUGUUAUCCAAUAUGGUUUCCAUGGCCACCAGUCAUGCAGUGGUUACCAUUGAGAUGCACAAGACUGCAGCACAGGAGCUGGCCAAUACAUGCAGUGAUGAUGGUUCUAACAGUGAGAAGAUUCAUGAUGGGGACUUGUCCAAACUCAAAGAUGUGUCGCGUGCAUCUCACAGAAAGCCCAAACUGCCAAGGUUUAACAUUGGAGAGGCAAGUGACGAGGAGGACAACAAUCCAGAUCCACCAAGAGCCAGAAAAAGUCUGAGCUUGACUAAUUCCCCAGAUAAAGGGAGAGAACUUGGUGAAAUAACAGAUAAUCAUGGAACUGAUACUGGAAAUUCCUUUCAUUCAAUGAAUAAUGAUGAAUCUGAUAUUCUUAAUAUAAAUGUAUCAAUUGAUGAUAACGAUUCAUCGUUUGCUUACAUAAAUUUAGAGGAAUUACGGGCCAGUCUUAUGUUUAAUGACAAUGUAACAGACAUGUCAGUGAUGGGAAGUUCAGGUGAUGAUCUGCCUAAAUCUCAGAAUGAUUCCGGUGGGAAAAGUGUGCCUAAGAAAGGAAGAAACAAAAAACCACUGACUGCUGACUCAAUUCUGAUCACCGAAUCAAAGAAAGAAAAAAACUGGCUACAAUGCAGACUUUGUUCAGAACGGUUUAAAAACAUCGAGGCACUGGAGAGUCAUCUUGAGAAUGAGGCACAUGUAAUAAAGAAAUUCAAGUGUGAUAUUUGUGGUCGAAAGUUUGCUCAGCUUCGCGAUGCAGAGAGACAUAAGCGUGUGCAUACAGGCGAAAAACCUUUUCGAUGCAUGGUUUGUAAUAGAGACUUUGCGAGGAAGGACAAUCUCCUGUCCCACUGCAAGCGGCAACACUUACAGCAGGACCAGAAUAACAGCCCAAAUGAGGACAUUCUGACGCAGAAAGAAGUUUCUUGUUGAUAGUUCUGUGCAGAAUGUUAUCAAGAUUUGAAAUACAUUUUACUGUUAAUACAUGGGCAGGUUUAGUUUGAAUGAUGAUUAGCUCUCUUGAAAAUAAUACAGUGUGGGAAACAUU